Messenger RNA from Xyrauchen texanus (razorback sucker), 4328 nucleotides. Its product is annotated as protein BTG1-like. Gene Ontology annotation, biological process: negative regulation of cell population proliferation; negative regulation of mitotic cell cycle. The record is from RefSeq and is a predicted model, not a curated record. NCBI's taxonomy places the organism in Eukaryota, Metazoa, Chordata, Actinopteri, Cypriniformes, Catostomidae. The transcript has 2 exons. Gene Ontology annotation, cellular component: nucleus; cytoplasm. Bases 259 to 807 code for a protein of 182 amino acids.
GAGAGCAGUGACGGAGGAGGGUUGUCAGCCCGUCGACAAGAGCCCACCACUAUUUUAAGCUUAAAAAAACAACCCAAGACAAAGCACUCUGCCGUCCUGGAACACGCAGUACUUUCCCGAUUUUUUCUGUCUCAACAAAUAAAUGCUCGACAUAGGCAUCAGAGAAAUAAAACACGUGAAAAACAAGGACCAUUUUAUGAACGGAAACAAAAGUGCUCUGCCCAUUCAGCACCAAGAUAACGCGCACGGAGCCUCUCAAUGCAUACCCUCUGUGCUCGGGGAACGAUGAAGCCAGAGAUAAGCGCCGCCGUCGGGUUUCUCUCGAGAUUCCUGCGGAUUAAAGGACAUGUGAACGACAGACAGCUCCAGUCAUUCAACCAGUCUUUACAGGACAUCCUGUCAGAGCAAUACAAGCACCACUGGUUCCCGGACCGUCCCAACAAGGGUUCUGGGUACCGCUGCAUACGUAUCAACCACAAGAUGGACCCUCUGGUUGGGCAAGCUGGCCAGCGUAUUGGGCUGAGCAUUCAGCAGCUCUACGUUCUGCUUCCUAGCGAGCUCACAUUGUGGGUCGACCCGUUCGAGGUUUCCUACCGCAUCGGUGAGGAUGGGUCCAUCUGUGUGCUCUACGAGUCCAAUCCCAGCACCAGCGGAAACGGCAACAUCACCACUGGAAACAGCAACCCAACCUCGUCUGUCACCCAGGUAUCGCCCAUGGUGGAGAGUCAUAUCAGCUGCAAGGAGGAACUGCUGGUUAUGGGUCGAACCAGCCCAGCAAAACCAUACAUGAUGACUGUGUCCAGCUAAAUGGGCCACUUGUCAUUUUUAAGAUAACAUGAAAUAAAAAAGAGAGAAAGAAGAAAGAAAAAAAAAACAGGAUGUGUCCAAUCGUCCAGGUGAUGGAAACCUUGUAGGUUUAAUUUUCACUCGUUUGGUUGUCUGUUCAGUUCUUGUGUUGGAUCUACCAGAGGCUUUACUCUUGGGCAGCUAUGAAGACCAGAGACAUCGCCCCCACCUCAUGACUGGCCCACUCCCAUGGCAGUCUUGGGGCUUUACACCAUCGUCUGCCGAUGUUAAAUUUGCACUUUUGCUUUCAAUGUUUAUGUUAUUACAUGAACACAAACUCCCUCAAAAAUGUUAAGAAUUUAUGCUCAGAAUCCUGUUUCAUUAUCCCACUGUUCGCUGUCGAGCUGAAGCCCAGACCUGCAGUCAGUUGCGCUAAAGUUUAGUAGCUGCUAUGAGCCUCUUUUCUAAAAACCUCACAUUUUGUCUUUCUGUAAUUUUCUUAAUUUCUCAGUGUCUGGUUUGCUGCCAGGCCUCCUCCUGGGCUUCAGGUCAACAAGAAUGGUUUCAAACCACCUCCAUCAUUUACACUGCCGCGGUGGAAUACCUGUGCCAUACUGUUAUCCUCGCUAGACUGUGAUGCAAAGGUUCUCAUGCUUGUAGCAUUUUCCAGGUGGGGUGGGACUCAAUCUUAGAUGAAUGUAAUUUAUAAGAAAAACAAAGAAAAAUCCAACAAUGACAAAAACGACGUAUUUAUGCCCCUUGUAAAACCAAAAUGAAAGAUGUAGCAAAGUUUUUUUGACUUAGAGCAGAUUUCAUGUUUAUUUUCUGCCUGGUUAGAAAAUACGUUGAAUGCACUUUUGACAUUUAGACUGUGUGGGAUGACAUUUAGAUUUGAUCCAGCUACAUUCCCCCCAUUUCUAUAUUAUCUCCUCAUUGAGUUUCACACUGUUUUCGUAAUUUGUUUUCUUGCUUACACUCUGCAAAGUGUAAAGUAGUUGCAAUAUUUUAGAAGCUAGAGAGAUAGAAACAUUUCAAACCAGGUUGUUCUUGCGUUCAGCUGCCAUUUUAUACUUUCAAAUGACUGUGAUGCACACAACUCAGGCUGGUUCACCAUUUGGAUAUCACAUGUACAAGGCUUUUGCUCAAAGGCAAAACUCAGCAACUACACAAGUCAUGUGGUCAGUCUUGACUGAAAUCAGGUCUGUUAGCCCAGUGGUUCUCAACCAGGGGGCUGGGAGCCUAGACCAUGUCAAAUGACUUUUAUAAUCUUGAAAUGAAUCAUGAGAAAGUAUUUUAAUCUAUUAACACUCCUAGUUUCUUCAGAAUUGGGCAUUUCAUUAUGGUCUUGGACAAUGGGGGACCUUUGAGUCAAAAAUUUGAGAACCACUGUCUUGGACUAUGAUCUGUCCUGAGACUGGUGGUUUUGGCACAACUUUUCUCAGAUUCAGAGACCAAGGAGUGUAAAAAUUGUAGUUACUAUAAAAUCCACAAUAAAAUCAAGCAACUGAUGACAAUUUCAGUGUUGCCGUAGUUACCGCGCUUUGCCUUUGUAGAGCAGAUAUGUCUCUCUGUGGCUAACAUAAAACAGCUAAUUCAGUGGGAAAGCUAGGCAAAAAAACAAUAGACAUCUCGCUGUUGAAAAACCUGGAAACCUUGUUUACGAGACCAGUGUUUCCCAUCCCAUUGUUUUUAAAGCCACUAAACAAAGACAGACUGGAAAAGCAGAUGUUGACUCCUUGUUUGCACACCGAAUUGCAGGGCCCACCAUGUUUAGAGGUUGAUCAUGGUGCUUGCUUUUUCACAGAGGGUCUUUAGCCAGAAUAACAGCUAAGUGUCAAUGGUCUCAGUCUUAACUAGGAGCGCGUGGUCAAACAUAUCAUCUUCCUCUCUAGGCUGGGUGUAGGAGGGGGUAGGACCCUCAUAACAGGGCAGCUACAAUCCGAUCCAGCCCCCUUCCUCACAGCCCGGAGGAGAGCCAGCACACACACUGCACGCACUCCAAACUCACUGAGCCUUACGUACAGGACCAAGACCAAGACAGAUAAUAAUAUAAAAUGGGGCGAGAAAGAUUCGCUGGUGGAUUUGUGCUGAAUCAGUUUACAUUCGUUGGUGUGAGUGGGUGGACAUGAGUGUGUGCAAGUGUGUGAAAUGGACUGCUCUUGCCUUAGCCGUUUAGCUGCCGAGACAGGGUGCUGAUUAACAGUCCUAUAUGUGUGCUAAUACCUUUGACCCCAGAGGAUCAUGAGUAACAGAGCUGGGUUGUUGUUGCACUGCCUUUCUUCCUUGUUCCUUAUUGGUCCAUCAGAUAUUUAAGACAGGAGAGCCCAUUUUACAAGCGAAACCACAGUGUACAUGAUUCUUAAAUCCAAAUUUGCAUUUUAAACAUUUGUCGAAGCAAUUUCAAACACCCGAGAUAGUCCGACAAUCUGCAUUUUGGAUGCAGUUUGCCAUCCCACUCCUAUGAAUACUUUUUUGAACUCCGACAGGCAGCCCACACCCACCUCCUCACCUGCCCCAAUGGUUUUAAUGUUUAAACAUUUUAACCACAGUCUGGUGAUCUUAACAAAAUUUGAACAGACAAUUCAAGUGCUUUUAGAUCUAUGCUUUUUAAACUACUAAGGAUUGUUAUUUUACCCCCCACCACCUCCACCGAAAUAAUGACAUCAUCAAACAGAUUUCACUUCACCAUUCUGUAACCUGUUUCAGUUCAGUAAGCGUUUGCACACAAGUUGUAGUAUCGUUUUGAGUCUAAAGUCUAAUUCAAGGCAAGAGCACAUGAAAUGCACUUAUAGGUUAACAUUGAAGUUAUGUGACUUUGAGACAGCUGAGUCUCUAUUGGAAUGUAUUGCCAAGCUCAGGCCACAGACAUUCAUUGCAACCCUUAUGGAUGUGCAGGUUAAGAUGUGAAAAAUAGAAGGGAACUAUUUGGUUCAAAAUUCUGUCAGUCAUUUUAGAAGUUAUUCGAGUUAUUGUCACUUUCACAUUCAAAGUGUUUCCAUAUUUGUAGAAUGUAUUGUUAUUGUACAACAUAUGGUAUGCUAAGUACAUAACCAUACAUAUGGGAAGUGCCAAUAAUUGAUAUUUUGCUGUGUAGACGUGUUCCUUUUUGUAUUUCAUAUUUGAACAUGUAUUCCUCUUUCAUAAGUGAAGCCAUUUGUGUUAGGAGUGUUGGAGAGGACCAAAGUAGUUUUGGUAAAAAACAAACAAACAAAAAAACAUAUCAGUUUCCAUACUCUGUGCUGAUAGACUUUCCUUGUUUGAGUUUUUUUUUUCCCCCUCUUUUCUUUCUUUCUUUUUUUCAAUUAAAACAACAAAAAAAGAAAGAUUCUGAGCUACCCAAGAUAAAGCUGUCUGUAUCUUGUGAUUUUUCUCAUCUGUACAUCUCUUGUGUUCAUACUUUGAUUAUUCAUUCUUGGGUAUGUUGUGAUGAACUGCUGUAAAUUUGUACAGUUCAUGUAAAUUGAUUGUUCGGAAGUUGUACAGAUUUCUAUAUUUUGGAAGAAACGUUUUUUUUUCUCUGUAAUAAAAGAUUUCCUAUCUUG